Molecule: messenger RNA, 977 nt
Organism: Phalaenopsis equestris
Lineage: Eukaryota; Viridiplantae; Streptophyta; Magnoliopsida; Asparagales; Orchidaceae
Product: bax inhibitor 1-like
Exons: 6
Coding region: 87-815 (242 amino acids)
Cellular component (GO): membrane
Source: RefSeq, a predicted model, not a curated record
UAUAACAGAGUUGAAAGUAAAUUGCGUGCAUACGCGUUUAAGGAAUUUCUCAAUCUCUGUCGUCUGUCGUCGUCGGUUUUUUGGUAAUGGAGGCAUUCUUCGAGGGUCAGUCCGGCAAUUGGGGCUACGAAUCGCUCAAGAAUUUCCGGCAGAUCUCCCCAUCUGUGCAGAAGCACCUCAAACUGGUUUACUUGACACUAUGCUCUGCUCUUGUCGCUUCUGCCGCCGGUGUUUAUUUGCACAUCUUGUUCAACGUCGGGGGUAUCAUAACCACGCUUGCAUGUUUUGUUGGCAUCAUAUUUGUUAUGAACACCCCUCCCUCCGAAAAUAGGAAGAGGCUUGGUUAUUUGAUGGCCGCAUCCGUACUUGAGGGGGCAUCUAUUGGCCCUCUUUUUGAGGUUAUUCUUGACUUUGAUCCGAGGAUAUUGGUAAUGGGAUUUGUUGGGACUUCUUUAGGAUUUGCGUGCUUCUCAGGAGCAGCCAUUGUGUCAAAGCGCAGGGAGUUCCUUUACCUUGGUGGCCUGCUGUCCGCUGGCUUUUCAAUUCUCUUCUGGUUGAGGUUUGCAUCAUACAUCUUCGGCGCCAGUGCUUCCAUGUUCAAUGUCGAGCUGUAUCUUGGUCUGCUUAUUUUUCUCGGAUACAUUGUGUUUGAUACACAAGAGAUCAUUGAGAAGGCCCAUCAUGGCGACCUAGACUACGUGAAGCAUGCUCUGACUCUCUUUACUGAUUUCGUUGCGGUCCUUGUCCGAAUCCUCAUUAUCAUGGUGAAGAACUCUGAGAAAAAACGCGAGAACAAGAGGAAGAAGAGGUCAUAAUUAUAUGUAUAUGGUGCUGUAAGGGCAUCAUCUUUUCCUGAUGAAUUUCUGUAGAACGAACUGUGUUUGUAAUUGUGCCUACAACUGACUGCAGCGCCAGUAUAUGGGGUGGAUAAUUUACAGAGCUUUAUAUAUUUUUAAAUGUUUCGCGGUCACUUCCAA